Pygocentrus nattereri (red-bellied piranha) is the source of this 5831-nucleotide messenger RNA. RefSeq names its product prostaglandin E receptor 2a (subtype EP2) (gene ptger2a). NCBI's taxonomy places the organism in Eukaryota, Metazoa, Chordata, Actinopteri, Characiformes, Serrasalmidae. Gene Ontology annotation, cellular component: plasma membrane. The record is from RefSeq and is a predicted model, not a curated record. Bases 311 to 1408 code for a protein of 365 amino acids. The transcript is spliced from 2 exons. Gene Ontology annotation, molecular function: prostaglandin E receptor activity. Gene Ontology annotation, biological process: positive regulation of cytosolic calcium ion concentration; inflammatory response; adenylate cyclase-activating G protein-coupled receptor signaling pathway.
GAAAGAGAGAGUGAGAGAGAGAGUGAGAGUGAGAGAGAGAGAGAGAGAGAGAGAGAGAGAGAGGGAGCUUCAUCAAAGCCAUGGAUAAACCCACACGGACCUUUUCUUGGAAGUACCGCCUUUCCAGCGCACCGAGUGCCUUUAUAUUCGGGGUCUUUCUCGCAUGGGACGUUCUCUCAUCCUUCAGGGUGUUAUAACUCACGUUAUAGACGUCAGUUCUGUCUUGUAAUAGCGACUUCCGGCCAUCACUCCUAAAGGCGGGAAAAAAGUGCGGGCUUUGUGAGGAGAAAAAGUUUAUAAAGUUUGAGAAAUGACAAAAAACAACAGCUGCCACUGGAGGCCGACGGUGAAGCCGGGCGGCGGGAGCCCGGAGAUCAGCGCCUUGAUGUUCGCCACCGGCGUGCUGGGCAACGUGCUGGCGUUAGUCGUGCUGGAGUUCCGGCGACGCCACCGCCGCUGUACCUUGUUCCGCGUCCUCGUGACGGCGCUCGUGGUGACGGACCUGGCUGGCACGUGCAUGAUUAGCCCAUUAGUGCAGGUGGCACACUACCUAAACACCUCGCUGGUGGGCAUGGGGGCCACCGACAGGAAUAGCAGGGGUCCCGUUUGCGAGUACUUCGGGUUCACCAUGACCCUAUUCAGCCUCAGCACGCUAGCGCUCCUGCUAGCCAUGGCACUAGAGCGCUGCAUUGCCAUCUCCUGGCCCUAUGAAUAUGGGCGCCGGGCGAGCGCCCGCUACGGUUUGGCAGCCGUACCCACCAUCUACGCCCUCUCCGUGGCCUUCUGUGCCCUGCCCUUUGCGGGUUUCGGCGACUACGUGCAGUACUGUCCAGGAACGUGGUGCUUCAUCGACAUGAACCCGCAGGCCCGCGAGGACAAAGUGUUCGCCAUCAUUUACGCCACACUCUUGCUGGCCAUGGUGCUCCUGGUGGUGGCUUGCAACUGCCUCGUGGUGUACCAGCUGGUGAUGAUGUACCGCCGGCGGGCCAGGAAACGGGGCUGCGCGGUGGUCCGAGGGAAGGACAGGAGGCACUUCUCCUUGGCUGAGGAGGUGGAGCACCUCAUCCUGCUGGUCAUUAUGACGGUCAUUUUCGUCAUAUGUUCCCUGCCACUCAUGAUCCGUGUGUACAUCAACUCGUCGGCAGAGGAAAGUGAAAAGAGCCACGAGACCGACCUGAUCGCGCUGCGCUUCAUUUCCGUCAACUCCAUCAUCGACCCCUGGGUGUUCAUCAUCCUGAGCCCGUCCGUGCUGCGCUUUCUCUGGGGGACGCUCUGCAAGGCCAGCAACCGGAGCACAUCCUACAGGACAUCUCUGGCCAAAAGCUCAGGCAGGGCGUUGGAGCUGUGCCAGAAUAACGCAAUUACCACGGAAAUCAUCAACCUUAACAAGUCUGCGCAGAUGAUAUGACCUGUGACCACCUGGAUGGCCUGUCCAGAUGGAGGACAUGCAAAAAAAAAAAAAAAAAAAAACCCAAACAUUCUCUCCCAGCGCUGAGCCAAACCGUGGGCUUAGCCUUGGAGUCACUCCCACAUGCUCCGGCAUGCUGAAUUAAGAUGUCCUCAGUAUGGCUGGGAGGGGGAUUUGGUGUGUUUGGUUUUUGGAAAGGCUAAUUUAGAAUCCCCCCAGAGUCAGCACAUUUUGAUUGGCAAGGAGAUAUGAAGUCUGUGGGGAGAGAACGUGGUCAAAAGAUGUUUUCGAUGUGCUUUUGAACCACUAGAGUCACUGUUUUUAAGAGCAAGAGCACAACAGCAUCUGACAGACUUCUAAAAAAACCUCUAAAGAACUUGAAGAAUGUUCUAGGGGGAUGUUUAAUGGAUGUCCAUUCGAGAAAGGCCUACAAAUCUCUACCUCCGAGAAACACUUGUGACAUGGAGUUUCAGCUGGGGUGCACGAUCGGAAUCGGCUGACAUCCCGACGUAUGAUCGCACUCAUUCUCUCAUUUGUAUGAGUUGCGGUUUUUAUGACAUAAACAAGGCAUUCAGAUACAUGCAGUCUCCAUAGAAAAGCACUGACCAAUAGAUUGGGACGCUCUGGAGGAGCCUCACAUGAUCCAAAAGUCAUGUUCAAUCCCAAGUGUGGGCUAGAGGGGUAUAAACCCCCCCCAUCCCCACCCCCACCAACACUGGGCUGUGGAGCAGUGGAGCUGCGUUCUCUUUUUUUGAAUACUUUAUUUUAGCUUAUUUUGGUUGUAUAAUCAGUUCAAACUAACAAAAAGAGUGUACAUAUCAGACAAUCUAACCCAACCCCCUCCUAUCAAGCACAUUAAAAAAAAUAAAUAAAUAAAAAUAAUAAUACCAACAGAAUGAUAUGAUAAUAAUAGUAAAAAUAACAACAACAGUGACAGUAGCAUGUACAAUAGCAGCAUUGAAGAAGAGAAAGAGGAAAAAAAAAAAAAAGGGUCUUACAUUUUCCUACAUUUACUUACAUUUGUGGUCUUACAUUUACUUAAAAUAACUGAUUAUUAGAUUCCAAAUAUGGUUAAUGUACUUCUGUGCACUUGGUCGACGGCUACAUAAAUGCUCCAUAGAGGCAAAAUUGAGCAUCUCAGCUAGCCAAUGUUUGAACGAUGGAGCUGAAGGCGAUUUCCAAUUUAAAAGGAGCAGCUUCUUGGCCACAAUCAUAGCAGCCAUCACCACCUGUUGUAUCUUGUAAGGGAAGGUGGAUGAUAAUGCAGAACACCCGCAUAUUACGAUUAUGGGAUCAAAGUCUAAUUUUAUUUCAAGGAUUUUGGAAAGCCAAUCAAAAAUUCUUGACCAAAAGGUCUGCAACACAGGGCAGGUUAUAAACAUAUGAGUCAAAGAGCCCUCCUCAAUUUUGCAUCUUUCACAGAGAGGUGAGAUGGAUUCAAAAAUCUUAUGUAAUUUGGUCCUGGAGUAAUGCAGCCGGUGAAGCACUUUAAACUGAAUCAGCCUGUAUCGAGAAUUUACAGAGCAGCAUAAUACCCGAGACAGGCUCUCCACCCACACCUCUUCUGUAAUUUCGCUACCAAUCUCUCUCGCCCAGGCCUCUCUAAAUUUAGUUGUGUCUGGAGUAGAUCUCAAAACUGUGAUAAAAUGUGAAAUCAAUUGUUUAGAUGUGGGGUCUGUGUGUAAAAAACCAAAUAAUGUGUGAUCGCUUGGCUUUGAUUCAAAAUGAGAAAUAUUUUGUCUUACGUAAUGCCGAAGCUGUAAAUAACGGAAAAAAUGUAUAUGCGAAAGGUUAAAUUUAUCUUUGAAUUGAUUAAAUGAAAUAAAGGUCCCAUCUACAUACAAGUCCUCUAUAGUUCUUAGUCCUUUGCUUUCGAAAACAGAAAAGGCUUUAUCCAUCUUAGCAGGUAGAAAGAAAUGGUUACACAUAAUUGGGGUAUAGACUGAAGUUAGUGGUGCAUUAGUGAAGCGUUUGAUCUGGUUUAAGAUCUUAAGUGAGUUUUUAAUAAUGAAAUUGUUAUUUAUUAAAGUAUUGCUAGGUGACACCUUAGAAAACAGAAAGACCGGUAAGGAUGUCUUUGUAACUGAUCCGGCCUCAUAUUUAACCCACAGUGGUGUAGAAUUCAAAAUGAGUCCCUCACGUGAUCCCAGUUGCCAAAAGGAAAUUGCUCUGGCGUUUGCAGCCCAGUAAUAGUGUUUAAAGUUGGGCAGGCCUAGUCCACCAUCGACUGAAGCUUUCUGUAGAUGCAUUUUGGAAAUACGUGGGGUCUUCUGAGCCCAGACAAAGGAUGAGACAAUUGCAUCCAGUUGUUGAAAAAAAGAGUUUGGGAGGAAAAUAGGAAGAUUUUGAAAAAUAUAUAAAAUUCUUGGGAGUGUAAUCAUUUUAACUGCAUUUAUUCUACCAAUCAAAGACAAGGGGAGCAAUUUCCACCUUUCAACGUCUGUUCUUAACUUUUCUAACGCAGCUUGAAAGUUUAACCUAAAUAUUGUUUUUGGAUCCCAGGAAAUCUGAAGCCCAAGAUAAGUUAAAUGUUCCCUGGCCACCUUAAAGGGAAAGGAGGCCAAAAGAUUUGGAUCAAAAUUUUGAGAGAGUGGCAUCAAUUCGCUUUUAUUCCAGUUAAUUGUGUAUCCUGACAGCUGACCAAAUAGUUUUAGAUAUUCCAGGAGAGAGGGGAUAGAAGAUACAGGAUCUGAGAUGCACAGAAGCAGAUCAUCUGCAUAAAGAAUGACUAGAGCCUCCAGAUCUCCCAUUUUAAUACCACGAAUGUCUGGAUGUUUCCGUAUUCCCACUGCAAGAGGCUCUAAUGCAAUAUUGAAAAGAAGUGGGGAGAGGGGAUCCCCUUGUCGAACACCACGCUGAAGUGAAAAAGGAGUUGAACGGUCAGCAUUGGUUAAAAUGGAAGAUGAUGGAUGCAAAUAUAUGGCCUUAACCAAAUCAAUAAAAAAGUCCCCAAAUCCAAAUUUCCUCAAUGCAUAAAGCAUAUAGGGCCAUUCCACUUGGUCAAAGGCUUUUUGUGCAUCAAGUGAAACAACAGCCGCAGUGGAAUUGCUUUUUUGUGCCACACGCAUGGCAUUAAGAAGCAAACGCACAUUACAAAAGGAAAAUCUACCAGGAAUAAACCCUGUCUGAUCAGGGUGAAUGAUCUCUGAUAUGUGUUUAGCUAAUCGAUUGGCCAUUAUCUUAGAUAUUAUUUUUUGAUCAAAAUUGAGCAGGGCAAUGGGUCUAUAUGAGGCGGGGUCUGUAUCAUCCUUCCCCCUUUUCAGCAAAAGACAUAUGUUGGCAUGAUAUAAGGAAUCAGGGAAUUGUUUGUUUACAAUAGAUUCGUCAUACAUUCUCCGCAGAAACGGGCAGAGCUUGGAAGAAAAAAAUUUAUAGAAUUCACAGCCAAAACCAUCUGGCCCAGCUGCUUUACCAGAAGGAAAGCUUUUAAUGGCCUCAAGGAUCUCAGACUGAGUAACAGGGGAAUCCAGUGACUCUCUAGCUGAGUCAGAUAGUCUCGGCAAGGCAAGAUCUUUAAAGAAAGAGUCCAGUUCAGAUUCUGAAGCCGAGAAUUUGGCAGAGUACAAUUCUGUGUAAAAAUCUCUAAAUCUAUUGUUGAUCUCCUUAUGAUCCGUAAUUAAAUCCCCUGAUCUUGACUGAAUCCUAUGAAUGGCUUGUUUCGCACGAAUUCCUCUAAGCUGCCUUGCCAAAAGUCCCUCUGGUUUGUCUCCCAACUCAAAUUGUUUCCUCUUAAGUUUAAGUAAAAGGUGCUCAACUCUCUGUCUGAGAAUAGUAUUAUAUUCAUACCUAAGUUGUAAAAUUUUAUUAUAAUCUGAAAUUGAAAGGGAAGACUUAUAUUUCUGUUCUGUUAUUUUUAGCAUAUUCUCAAUUUCAACAAGUCUCCGAUUCAUUUCUUUUUUCUUUGAGGAUUCGAAUGCCAAAAUAUAGCCACGGACAACAACUUUGAGCGUUUCCCAGAGAGUGGAGUCUGAUACAUCUGCUGUGUCGUUAAAUUCUGCGAAUUCUGCGAACUUUACCUUCAUAUAAUUGACAAAGGCAGGAUCUGAUAAAAGAUUAGAAUUAAACUGCCAUGCAUACGCUGGUUUGGAGACAAUGUUCUGAAGCUCACAUGUAAUUGGGCUGUGAUCGGAUAUUAAUAUAUUAUGAUAUUUAACAUUGCAAACUUUGGAUACCAACUCAGAAGACACAAGGAAGUAAUCAAUCCUUGUAUAAGACUUAUGUACAUGUGAGUAAUAUGAAUAGUCCCUGCCAGUUGGAUGACAUAGCCUCCAGAUAUCCACCAUGUUCCCUGCUUUGAGUAGAUUAUUAAGAGUUUGUACUGUGGCCAACGUGGGUGGAGUCUUAGUAGAGAGUCUAUCCAGAUAUGGAUCUAAAUAGCAGUUGAAAUCACCUCCCAUAAUAAUAUUCUCACUCAAGGCAAGUG